This is a messenger RNA of Eupeodes corollae, 4807 nucleotides long. RefSeq names its product integrin alpha-PS2 (gene if). The coding region runs from base 312 to 4715 and encodes 1467 amino acids. The record is from RefSeq and is a predicted model, not a curated record. Gene Ontology annotation, biological process: cell-cell adhesion; cell adhesion mediated by integrin; integrin-mediated signaling pathway. Gene Ontology annotation, molecular function: integrin binding. Gene Ontology annotation, cellular component: external side of plasma membrane; integrin complex. Lineage: Eukaryota; Metazoa; Arthropoda; Insecta; Diptera; Syrphidae. The transcript has 15 exons.
UGUUUUCUUAAAAAAGACGUUUAGUCUUUUAGUUAAAGUUGAGAUCUCGCGGCGAAUAGAUGUUCUUUCUUCCUGCUGCCGCUGCUAAAUCACUGUAUUUAGCAGAUUAGUAGUAAUAAUCUAUAUCUACUAUAUAGAAUCUCUCUUUAAAAGAAAACAAACAAAAAUGUGCCCUAGUGUUAAGAAAUAAUUAAUUCAACAAAUAAUACUCUAAUACCUUCGUGGAAAUAAAAUUUAAAAUAAAAAAUAAAAACGAAUAAGAACCUUAAUAACAUUCAGUGUUUAUGUUAUAAAAAAUUUACAGCCAAAUUAUGAUUAAAAACGAAAUCAUAAACAUGGCAUUUUGCCUUUUUAAAAUGUGUCUUAUUUUCACAUUACUACAAUCGACUGUGCGAGGAUUUAAUUUGGAUUUACCGACUUUCAUCAGACACAAUGGUAAUCGAGGAUCAAUGUUUGGAUUUAGUGUGGCAUUAUAUAAAAGUGCUGGUAAUGGAGCUUCAUAUCCUUCAAAAUGGGUAAUUGUUGGAGCGCCAAAGGAUAACAAUUCGCUAUACCAACCAUCGAUCACACAACCUGGUGCUGUUUGGAGGUGCGAUAUCGAAGGCGAUGAUCGUUGUCGAAUUGUGGCAUUCGAUUCACAACCCGGUAUAAACAAAUGUUUUAUACCACAUAUAGCGAAUCAAAUAAACGAUCGACAUGAACAAAUUGAUAAUAAAUCGAAUCAAUGGUUGGGCGCCACUAUUGCGGCGAGUAGCGAAGAAAACGGAAUUAUUGUGGCUUGUGCACCAAGAUAUGUUUUCCAUACAAUGAAUCCAACACGUCGUCCUAGUAUAGAACCAGUUGGAACGUGCUUUACAUCAAGGAAUUUUUCAACUUUCACAGAAUAUUCUCCCUGCCGAACAAACUUUUUUGGAUAUCAUAGACAGGGUUCUUGUCAAGCUGGUCUAAGUGCAGGUGUUAGCAAGAAAGGUGAUCGUUUAUUUAUUGGUGCUCCUGGUAGCUGGUAUUGGCAAGGAGAAGCAUUUUCAAUUGACCCCGAUUCAAAAUAUCCGUAUAAGCCGCCAAUGUAUCAAGAUUUCGGCUAUGGAGGUCAAUCAUAUUCUUAUGAUAUAAUGCAUCCAAAAAGUAAGGUCUAUGCUACCACACAAGGUAGUGCCAACGAUGAUGACUCCUACCUGGGUUACUCCACAGUAACUGGUGACUUUGAUGGUGAUGGCGAAGAAGACGUAGCUCUGGGUAUGCCACGUGGCACCAAUCUCAAGGGCAAAAUAUCUGUUUACAAAUGGAACAUGGUGAAUAUGUUCAACAUCACGGGUUGGCAAAUUGGUGCUUAUUUUGGAUACUCAAUGUGUACGAGCGAUGUGGACGGUGAUGGUUAUGAUGAUUUGAUAAUUGGUGCACCAAUGUAUACCAAGCCCAACAAUGAGGGCAAGUACGAUGUGGGUAGGGUGUACAUCAUGAUGCAGGGUAAAAACCCGAGGGAGAAAUUCGCCCAACAUGAAUUCAGAGAUGGAACAAAUUCUAAAGGACGCUUCGGCCUAGCACUCACGAAUCUCGGUGACAUCAAUCUUGAUGGUUUUGGUGAUUUCGCGGUUGGUGCUCCCUACGAUGGACCAAAUGGAAAUGGUGCUGUUUAUAUUUUCCAUGGUUCCGAUAAGGGACCAUUGCAAUUGCCUUCGCAAGUUAUCUACGCCGAGGAUGUGAUUGGAGUUCAACCUCCGAGGACUUUUGGUUUUUCCUUAUCCGGUGGUAUUGAUUUGGAUGGAAACUUGUAUCCUGAUUUGGCUGUUGGUGCUUAUGCUUCCGAUCAAGUUAUAGUGUUUAGAUCUCGGCCAGUUGCGGUGGUAGAUGCAAGGACUACUUUCAUGAGUCCAUCAAAACUGAUUUCAUUGGAUCAGAAGGCGUGCAAGACUCGUGACAUGAGGGAUGUCCCUUGCACGAAUGUCAACUCUUGCUGGAGGUAUUCCGGUAUAAACCUUCCCGAGGUGUUAGACUUCCAGGUUUCUUUGGUUCUCGAUGCCCGCAAAAUCAAGAGUCCUCGUAUGUUCUUCCUCAAAACUGAAGGACGAAAUAUCCAAAACUCUACAAUUCGGCUACAACGAGGCAAGACUUUCUGUCUUAACGAAACUGUUUACUUGAUGGAAAAUAUCCGUGAUAAGCUCACUCCUUUGGAUGUCGAACUUCGUUAUCAACUUAGAAGCGAUUCAGCUGGACGUCGACACGAGAGAGUAAAACGUGAAUCUUUGGAACCAAUUAUCGAUCAAAACCGUGAAAUUAUCCAAAGGGAUUCUCUGCAUAUCCAAAAGAACUGCGGAAUGGACAACAUUUGCGUACCUGAUCUACGAUUGGAAAUUACAACUGUCAACAAAUAUUUACUGGGAUCUCGGGAACCUUUACAAAUCGAGGUUUUAAUUUCGAACUUUGGUGAAGAUGCAUUUGAAGCUGGUUUCUAUAUGACAAUGCCGGAGGAUUUGAACUUUAAGAAGAUCCAACAAAUUGGCGAUGGCCGGGAUAUUCCAAUAACCUGUGCAGCUCCAACUCAAGCUUCUAACUAUACAUUGAAAUGUGAUAUUGGAAAUCCAUUGCCAGCUGGUAAAGUGGCUAACUUUAAAGUUGUCAUGCUUCCAUCAGCAAAGGUUGGUAUGGCUUCUAGUUAUGAUUUCUUCAUGGAAGCAAAUACUACAAAUCCAGAAAAAGAAGGUUCUAAAUUCGAUAACAUCAUUCGGAAGAGUAUUGGAAUUUGGGUUGAGACAGAACUGGCUAUAGAAGGAACAUCAUUCCCAGAAUUUGGAGACUAUAAGGCAUCAGAAUUCAAGGCUAUCGAAAAUGCUACCAAGGAAAAUGAUUUGGGACCUCAUGUCGUCCAUAUUUAUAACAUUCGCAACAAUGGACCUUCCAUGAUCGAAGAAGCUGUUAUCCAUAUACAAUACCCCUACCAAACCCUGGGAGACGAUGUUCUGAUGUAUCUUCUUAAUCAGCCUGAAACAGAUGGAAACAUUGUGUGUGAUCCUCAUGUCAACGUUAAUCCACUUAAUCUACAACUUGAUCAGAGUUUGGCUAAGAAGAGCUACUUGGUGUCGAUUGGAGCAGUUAUUCGAAAUUCCACAACUCACGUCUCUCAUGUCGAACAAUCUUCGGGAACUGUAUUCAGACCAGUGUCUACCGAUCGCCGCAUUGUAACCGAGGAGGAAAAACGACUAUUGGACGAAGAAGAGAAACGCGAAUCGAGUGGUGAUGCAUCGUUUGUGCAUGCUCAGCGUGCAAAUGAGGCUGCAGCUGCUGCCGCCGCUGCUGCUUCUUCAGUUGCUUAUGCUUCAAUGGCGUCAGGAGGUGAAAGUGGUGGACGUCAAGGCUAUUCAUCUUCAUCAUCCUGGAAUAGUUCGUCCAGAAGUGAUGGAAUUAAUGGCCCAUCAGUUGUUGUGUCUUCAAGAAAUCGAAGUGUCACAUAUGGCUCCGAUGGCAGGCCAAUUGUCGUGGAAACGAGCACUGAAUACGUUCAUAAUCUAAAUCGUCAACAGGGAGCAGGAGCUAGCAAUUCGCAAUAUGCUCAACAAAGGACCAAUAUGGCUGCCAACCGCGGUGAAUGGAGUAGCAAUGAAGAUGACAACAGACCACAUAUUGAGGUAAAUCGGCAGUCUGCUUCAUUUGCAGCAGGAGUGCCAUCACGUCAAUCUGAGCAGAAGGCUUACCAACAGCAGUUUGGACAACAAAAUAGGCAACAAUUUGCUCAGCAAGCAGGACAACAAAAUAGGCAGCAAGCUGGACAACAAGCCAAUACUGGAAAUUACCGAACACAAUAUUCCAAUACCUAUAGCCCAGGAGAGAUGACUUAUGAUCGUCAAGCUGCUGCUGGUCGAAGUUUGGACGGCCUUCAAGGCACAACCCUUGAUAAAUUCGGAGCCGGACAAGGUUUUCGUGCUGGAACUUUGGACUUGGGUGUUCUAGAUCGUGGAAAUGUCGAUGAACAAGUUCGUCAAAGUGCAUCCUCCGGUUAUACUGCUGGAGGUCAACAAGGUGGAUCAUUUGGUGGAAGCACUUUCUCAUCAUCAUCGGGCACCUCCGAUCCUAUUUACAAUCAACGUUAUUCAAGCCACCGGGAGAAACCCUAUUAUGGAACUGCUGAUAGUGAAUACUACUACGAUCAAGACGACAACAACAACAAUAACAACGAUCGCACUGAAUACUCCUCAUCAUCUUCGUCAUCAUCAUCUGGAAACUUUGAUAGCAGACGUCGAACAAGACGAGAAGCCGAUGAUGGAACCAUCACUUUAAAUAGCAUUGCACCGUGUAAAACAACAAAAUGUGCAACACUUCGUUGUGUGGCAAAGAACUUGGGCAACAAUGAUGGCGUUUGGGUUGCGAUACGAAUGCGAUUGGUAGCUCGCACAAUGGAACGUUUAGCUUCAGAUGUUCCACUCAAUGUUUCGACAAUGGCUAUUUCACAUGUCACCAAAUUACCGUAUAUUGGUGAGCCAACCGAAGAAAUUAUGCGGUCGCAUGAGAUUUUCUACAAAGCUAUUCCCGAAACAAUACCAGCACCGGAUAUUAUUCCACUGUGGAUAGUGAUAUUGGCAGCGUGUGUUGGAGCGACUAUUUUGUUGUUGUUAGUCUACUUGCUGCAUAAGUGUGGUUUCUUCCAUCGAAAUCGACCAACUGACAGCUCACAAGAACGUCAGCCCCUUAGAAAUGGUUACCAUGGCGAUGAGCAUCUGUAAACUCUUAUAUAAAACUUUAUACAUUAAAAUAUUAACUGCUUAAUAGUUUAUAAUUAUUACAACAUUUGGUAUACCUAAUAACGAAACAAAAA